UUGGUUUCCAGAUUGCUGAUUCUCAUUUUACAAGCUCGAGAACGAUGUGGUCUCAGAAAACCAAGACAUGCUUGAUUUCAAGAACACUCGAACUCAGAUUUGCUCUUGGUUUAUUUGUUCUCCAGAAUUCUCAGAGUAAGUUUUUAAAAUGAUACGAGUCAAUCGCCGGAUUCAUGUACUCUUACUCUCAGGAAAGAUCUGGUGUCAUUCAACCUUAUCAAAAAGCUUUGAUAAGAACAUUCAGUUUUGGGUCAGUCGAGGUGGGCGGAGGAACAUAUGCUCGUUAAAAGCUUAGAACGCCCCGGCAAGCUCAGUGUAUGUUUGAGGUCACACACAACUAGUUAAUUGAACUGAUUUUCGCUCAGCCGCAGUCCGCGAGUGAGCAACCGGGAAAGAUGUCAGCGAUCGUUAUACGCGCCAUGGAAAUGGAGGAUUUCGAGGAGGUAGAGGUCUUCCUCGCAGAGCACUUCUUCAAGCACGAGCCCCUGAUGCUGAUCCCCCAGAAGGACCCCUCGCAGGCCGAGCUGAUUCAGGCGGAGGCGGAGCUGCACCGUUCGCUCAUCUCGCAGAACCUCUCCUUGGUGGCCGUCGACGUCGAGGAGAAGCGCAUUGUGGGUGUGGUCCUGGCCGGCGAGCUGACUCCCGAGGAUCUAGAAAGGGAGUUCCGGGAGAACGAGCAGAAGGAAGCCACGUGUCUGCUGGACAAGAUUCACAAGUUCCUGGCUGGCGUCGAGUGGCAGGCCAACAUCUUCGAUCACUUCGGAGUGCAGCGAGCCCUCUACCUCUACAUGCUCGGCGUGGACGCCUCCGUUCGUCGCCAGAGAGUGGGCACCCGGCUAGUGGCCGCCACCAUCGAGCUGGGUCGCCAGCGGGGCUUCCCUGUACUGACCUCCACCUGCACUAACAUGCACUCCAGGCGUCUCAUGACCGGACUGCACAUGGAUUGCGUCCUCACGAAGGAUUACGCGGACUACAAGGACGAAAGCGGGGAGGUCGUUCUUCCAGCGACCGAUCCCCACACCUCGGCCAGUGUCGUGGGCAUCCGGCUCUAGUGGCAGCCAUUCUCUGGAUAACCGCCACCAAAAUCUAAAUAUUUAAGCUGUUUUCGUAGUUUUAUACGUGAUUGCGUACGUCAAAUAAAGGGUUUUCACCCUAUAAAUAAAUAAACAUCCUUGAAAAAAUAUAA
Messenger RNA from Drosophila biarmipes, 1186 nucleotides. It is a transcript of the gene AANATL2, whose product is annotated as arylalkylamine N-acetyltransferase-like 2. The record is from RefSeq and is a predicted model, not a curated record. Lineage: Eukaryota; Metazoa; Arthropoda; Insecta; Diptera; Drosophilidae. The transcript has a single exon. Bases 396 to 1052 code for a protein of 218 amino acids. Gene Ontology annotation, molecular function: N-acetyltransferase activity.